AUGGCAGGAACUCUACCCGAGUUUCUUCAAGGAAUAGAUAACUGUCCUUCAAGAAAACCUCUUUAUAAUCUAGAGUUUUUUGAAAUGACCAAUAACCAACUGCAUGGUAAAAUCCCAGAUUGGUUAGUUCAUCUUGAAAAUCUAGCUAGUCUAAGUCUUGCGCAUAACCUUCUUGAAGGUCCCAUUCCUGCUUCCUUAGGGUCAUUGCAAAAUAUUAUCUUCUUAGAACUUCAAGAUAAUAAGUUAAACGGUAUCCUCCCAACUAGUUUAGGACAGCUUGCUAUGUUAUCGAAGUUAGAUGUUUCAUCCAACCAGUUUACAGGAAUGGUAACCGAAGACCAUUUUGCAAAGCUUAGUGAGUUGAAGAUUUUGAUCAUGUCUUCCAAUUCAUUCACUAUGAAUGUUGGUGUGAAUUGGACACCGCCAUUUCAAGUAUCUUUUCUUCAUAUGAGUUCAUGUCCUUUGGGGCCUUCAUUUCCACUUUGGCUGAAAUCACAAAGUAAGCUCCAGUAUUUAGAAUUUUCAAAUGCAAGCAUUGUUGGUUUUAUACCAAAUUGGUUUUGGGAUAUUUCAUCUCACUUGGUAAUUUUUAACAUGUCUCAAAAUGAGUUACGUGGCCGGCUUCCAAAUCCAAUGCCCGUGGCAGUUGCUUCUCCUGUUAUGGUUGAUCUAAGCUUUAAUCUUCUUGAUGGACCCCUUCCUGUUAUAACACCUGGAUUUCAGAUGCUAGAUCUCUCACACAAUCACUUUUCUGGUGUGAUUCCGUCGAACAUAAGUCAACAUAUGGGUACUGUGGGAUUUUUAUCUCUUUCUCGAAACCAACUGCACGGAGAAAUACCAUUGUCUUUAAGAGAAAUGUCCUAUGUGACUGUCAUUGAUCUUUCAAGAAACAACUUAAGAGGAAGGAUCCCUCCAAGCCUUGCAAAUUGCUCUUUUCUGGAUGUACUAGACCUUGGGAAUAACAAUCUGUUUGGGACAAUUCCUGGUUCUCUCGGCCAAUUAAAACGUCUCAGAUCACUUCACCUUAAUGACAAUCACUUUUCAGGGAAUUUGUCAUCAUCUUUAAGGAAUUUGUCAAGUUUGGAAACCAUGGAUAUUGGCUACAAUAUACUGUCUGGUAUUAUACCAUCUUGGUUCGGACAAGGUUUUCCGUUACUUAGAAUUCUUAUUUUGAGGUCUAAUGCAUUUUCUGGCGAAUUACCGCCCGACAUUUCAAAACUAAGUUCUCUACAAAUCCUUGACCUUGCUAGAAAUGACUUGAGUGGCAAGAUUCCUGCUAGUUUGGGUUAUCUGAAAGCAAUAGCCGAAGUGCAGAAGAAAAAUAAGUAUCUACUGUAUGGAAAAUUUGAAGAACACUACUACGAAGAAAGCUUAGAUGUGUACGUGAAAGACCAAAUGUUAGAGUAUACCCGGACUCUUUCCCUUGUUACUGGCAUAGACCUUUCUGAUAAUAAUUUCACAGGCAAUAUUCCCACUGAAAUAACAAAAUUGUAUGGUUUGGUGGUUCUCAACUUGUCAAGAAACCAUUUAACUGGCCAAAUUCCUGAAACCAUGUCAAAUUUGCUUCAACUAUCAUCUCUUGAUCUCUCAAACAACCAACUUUCUGGAACAAUUCCUUCAAGUUUGUCUUCCUUGUCAUUUUUGGGGUCCCUAGAUAUGUCCAUGAACAAUCUCUCGGGUGUCAUUCCUUAUAUGGGUCAUAUGACAACCUUUGAUGCUUUAACUUUUGCUGGGAAUCCUGGUCUCUGUGGUCCUCCACUCCCUGUGACGUGUUCAGGUGAUGAUGACAUUGACAACAGACAUAGUACUAAUAAUGAUACAAAUGGCAAAGGAUUGGUUGAUAACUGGUUUUACUUGAGUCUUGGUUUGGGGUUUGCGACAGGUAUUCUUAUUCCUUAUUUCAUUUUAACAAUAAAGAGUUCUUGGGGUGAUGUAUAUUUUGGUUUUGUGGAUCAAGUUAUUUACAAAUUAUUGAGGCUAAUACGAAAACAAGGAAAAGGUGAUGGACAAAGGAGGAAGAUACAUCAGAGGGAAUAGUUUAUGUAUCAUGUAAAUAUAAAUUUCAUAUAUGGUUUUGUGUACCAUCCAAGGUUUAAGAUUCAAUAUAACGUAUCAACUAGCAUGAUGCAACUGGAUAUUAGCUAAUAAGAUAUGGUUUAUUGUAUCUCUCACACUCUUUGCAAUACUUUUUUUCUGAUUUUCCUGCAACCUUAUCGGUCCAUUUAAUUGAAACUUUUUG
Vicia villosa (hairy vetch) is the source of this 2239-nucleotide messenger RNA. RefSeq names its product receptor-like protein EIX2. Gene Ontology annotation, molecular function: protein binding. Lineage: Eukaryota; Viridiplantae; Streptophyta; Magnoliopsida; Fabales; Fabaceae. The record is from RefSeq and is a predicted model, not a curated record. The transcript has a single exon. Bases 1 to 2037 code for a protein of 678 amino acids.